Salvia miltiorrhiza (redroot sage) is the source of this 3469-nucleotide messenger RNA. RefSeq names its product putative disease resistance protein RGA3. Gene Ontology annotation, biological process: defense response to other organism. The transcript has 3 exons. Lineage: Eukaryota; Viridiplantae; Streptophyta; Magnoliopsida; Lamiales; Lamiaceae. The record is from RefSeq and is a predicted model, not a curated record. Gene Ontology annotation, molecular function: ADP binding. The coding region runs from base 76 to 3030 and encodes 984 amino acids.
GCAUUACUCAUCCAAUUCUACUGCUUUGCUAUCUUUCUCACUCAAUUUCUCUCUCUAAGUUAUCAGCACUAAAGAAUGGAAGGAGAAGCUGCUGCCGCCGUUCUUCAAGUUCUAGUUCAAAAUGUCAUCGACCUUUGCAAGAAAGAGAUCUCUCAGAUCCGAGAUCUCGACAAAAAUGCAGCAAAGCUAACUAAGAGUCUCAAAACCAUCCAAAAAUUCUUGAACGAUGCUGAGACGCGUAACAUCACCAGCGAAGCUGUGAAGGAGUGGCUGAAGAAGCUUGAAGACGUGGCUUUCGAUGCUGACAAUGUUUUGGAUGAACUCAACUAUCAUAUUCUCUCUGACCAGAUCAAGCCCGCCGAGACUGAGGAGGAAAAGGUACCAUCAUGCUUCUCACGCCUCUCAUGCUUCUCAUGCUUCAAGCAUACUUCACGUUCUCGAAAUAUGGCUGUUAGAAUCCAAGAAAUCAAUGAGAAUUUGGAGUCCCUUCACAAAGAGGGAGCUGGGCUUGGCCUCGUAGAGAAACUUGCCGAUGAUCAGCCCAAAACUUAUUUGGAAACUGAUUCAUACACUCUUGAUCCAUUUUUUAUUGGAAGAGAUGAUGUUGAGUCGGAAAUAGUUGAGAAGCUUACCAAGAGCAUCACAACUGAUGAACGUGCAGUUUCCAUCAUUUCCAUUGUCGGGAUGGGGGGAUUGGGGAAGACGACAUUGACUAGGAAAGUCUUCAAUCGUCUGAAGAAUGAGAAUAGGUUUGGAUCACAUAUUUGGGUGCAUGUUUCCCCAAAUUUUGAUGCAAUAACUCUUUUCAAGAAAAUUCUCAAUAACUUGAAUUCUAAUCAAGUUGAAAUUGCGAGCAGGGAAGAUAUUCUUGCAAAGCUUAAAGAAGCUUUGAAAGAUAAAACGUAUCUUCUUGUACUUGAUGAUGUAUGGAAUGAAGAUCGUUCCAAAUGGGAAGAUUUUUUCAAUUCCUUGUUGGGAGUUAGUUCUGUUAUGGGAAAUGCCAUUGUUGUUACCACUAGAAGUAUGGAGGUUGAUUCAAUUGUGAAUCCACUUCAUACACACAAGUUGGAAGGCUUAUCAGAGGAAGAGUGUUGGUCGAUAAUCAAAGUUAAAACUUUUGGAGAAGGAAACGUUCCAUCAGAAUUUGAGGCUAUUGGGAGAAAGAUUGCAAGAAGAUGUCGAGGUUUGCCAUUAGCUGCCAACGUUGUUGGGGGAGUGCUGCGGAAUAAAGAUGAAGAAAAAUGGCGUUCAAUCGAGGACAAAUGGCUUUCACCGGAUGAAGGAGGAGAUGAUAUCCCAAAUAUAUUGAGACUGAGCUUCGAUAAUUUGUCUCUGCCGUCACUUAAGAAGUGCUUCGCAUACUGUGCGAUGUUUCCUAAAGGCUCCAAAAUCAAUAAGCGGAAACUGAUUGAGUUUUGGAUGGCAGAAGGUUUUCUUCAAGCUGAUGAAAGGGAUGACAUGGAGUUCGUGGGCGAAAAAUUUAUCAACGUUCUUCUGCACAACUCUUUACUGCAAGUUUUAUGGAGAGUUGAUGACGGAAAUGUAAGAAGUUGUGGCAUGCACGAUCUUGUGCACGAUCUCGCUUGUUCUGUUUCAAGUUCGUCUGACAGAGCAGGUGGUAGCAGCCGAGUUCGAUACAUGACUCUCGAAGACAACUAUUGUGGAGAAGAAUCAAGUCGUAUCCCAAAAGAAAUGGCAAAGUCUUUGCGUACAUUACUAAUAACUUCGGAAGGUGAUAUUUCUGAUAUCAACUUCUCAGACUUGGAAAGUUUGCAUGUUUUACGUCUUGACUCUCAAGUUAUAAAAGAGCUGCCAAGUUCGAUUCGGAAGUUGAUACAUUUGAGAGAUUUUGACAUUUCAAAGACAAGAAUUGAAGUUUUGCCGGAUUGGAUUGGUGAAUUCUUUCACUUGCAGACGUUGAGAGUAGACUCAUCAGAUUUCAGAAUUAGGAGAAAAGUGCCAAGUACGAUUAAGUACUUGAUUAACUUGAGGCAUCUUUAUAUUCACCAGUUUGUAGAGUUGCCUAUGGGAAUUGGGAGAUUAACUUGUCUCCAAACGCUAAAGUACUUUCCAGUGGGCGACGAGAAUGGCUGCAAAAUUGAAGAGCUCGGAAGUUUGAAUAAUCUUAAAGGAGAGUUAACGAUUCUGCAUCUGGAAAGGGUUCAUGACAAGGAAGAGGCUGGGAAAGCCAAUUUAUUCAAAAAGUCAAAAAUAUUGAACUUGUGUUUGAUGUGGGGUGUAGACAGAGAAGGUGAAAGAAAUGAUGAGGAUGUAUUGGAAGGCCUUCAACCUCACUCACAUCUGAGGGAGUUUGAGAUCCGGGGAUUCAAUGGAAAAAGAUUUCCAUCAUGGACUCAGAAGAUGGCAGUUCGAGAUGCGCCUCAAGGCUCUUGGGUGGUACUUAACAAGUUAAUGUCGUUAUCACUCUCUAACUGCUAUGAAUGUGAAGAGAUCCCAAUGUUGGGGCAGUUGCCCAAUCUCAAGUCCCUUGUGUUGCUGAGAUUGGACAAUGUGAAGUGUAUAAAUUCAUCAUUCUACGGAAUGGUGAACAAGGACACACGCAUUGUUUUUCCAGCUCUCGAAAAGCUCAUGUUGUCUUCAAUGCCUAAGCUGGCAGAGUGGGCAGAAAUAGAAAUUUCGGAUGGAAGUGAAGUGAAGCUAUUUCCUCGCCUCCAACAUUUGACAAUUAUUCGGUGUGAGCAAUUGAUGAGUGUUCCAAGUCAUGUCUCGUCAUGCCUUGAAGAAUUGAGGAUUGAGGAGAUCGGUGUGGAAUGUUUGCCAGCUGAUUGGUUAUUGAGUAACAGCGAGACUCUCUCUUAUUUGAGAAUAAGUUCGUGCUGGAAUUUGAGAGAAAUAUCAGAUAGGUGGGGAGAAGAAGAAUCAGAAGGAAGAAGCUUCACAAUCACAUCCCUCCCUAUAUUCCCUCGUCUAACAUUUUUGACAAUCAAAGGCGUUCCUAAGUUAAGUUUGGAGACUGUGGAUGCAAUGCGGCGCCUCCAAAUUCAUGGAAUCAAACGCAUUGAACCGUGACGUUUGAUUCUGAGGAAAGUGAAGAGGUCUAGUGAAGAAGGAAUAAUAAUAGGGGAGCUUUUGAAGAGCUUGGAGGCGAGGCAGCCUCAACUAGAGGCACCAACGAGCUUGCUCGUGGGGACGAACAACGAGCUUGGAUUGUCGCAAAUCGCUUCAAUGUUUAGUCUAAAAAAUUCAGACAACAAUGUUGAAGAUGUGAAGAUAGUGAAACAAGAGGAUUCAACAGCUGUGGAAGUUGAACUCAAUACCAAAAACAAGGGAAAAAGAAUGUAUGAGAAGAAAAACUCAAAUUUCUGAAUGUCAAUACUCAAUUCGACUCGAUUUGACCACGCCGUUUAAUUAAAAUUCGAGCAUGAUUCUAUAAUGAAUGAAUUAAAUUUGAGCAUGUCAAUACUCAGCUCGGCUCGACUUUAUUACACCCUUGACACGACUCAUUUUG